Dentiscutata heterogama is the source of this 212-nucleotide messenger RNA. The record is from the annotation of a GenBank genome assembly. NCBI's taxonomy places the organism in Eukaryota, Fungi, Glomeromycota, Glomeromycetes, Diversisporales, Gigasporaceae.
GGUGGUUAUGGGUUUUAGACUUUCUUGCAAUACGAACAAUCUUCAAUCAUAAUUUUCAAAUGGAAAAAUCAACUUCACAUAAUAAUUUUCAAAUGGAAGAAUCAGCUUCACACGAUAAUAUUCUCUUGCCGACUGCGCUUGAUUUUGAAGAUGAAUCAUCAUUUGUGAGCAUAAAUGCGGAUAGACUUAGUGUGAAAUAUAUAGGUGAAUGA